AUUUGUUGUGAGUGUAGCGUUAGAUGGUAGGGUAUUUGUAUGUUUUAAAGAAAAUUAUGAGUUAUACUCCAGUCUAGUAGGUGGCGGUAAUGCAACAUUUGUUGGAUGCCAAUCGCCGUUAAACCUCAUCGAAUAAGAAAUUUUUACGUUUCAGUAUUAACAUUUGUCUUUAUAUAUUCGUGAGGUUGUUUGGCGACUGAAGUUUACUUCCAGAGGCUUGCUUCCGAGUGUCGUUACUUAGGGUGUGGACGGAGCGCUUUCUGUGAGACAGCAGAUCCUAGUAAAGGAGCAGAUCUGUGUCUGUGUCUCUGUGUCUCUGCUGAGUCACUGCAAGCUGGAAGGAGCACUAGGCUAGCGGAGCAGACGACAGCAGAGCACCAUGACCCACCGGCUGUUUGAGGAGAAACACCAUGCCUCCAUCUACCAGAGGUACCGCUUUGUACCCCCAGAGGAGAUCAGAGACAUCAUCCUGCAGUACCUGGAAAGGAAGAAAGCCCAGCCUCAUGCUCUAGCUGUGGACCUGGGCUGUGGGACGGGGCAGAACUCACGCCUGAUGGCCCCACACUUCCAGGAGGUGGUGGGCAUCGACAUUAGUGAGUGCCAACUGGAGGAGGCCAGGGCAGUGGCAGGGUUCAACAACAUCACCUACAGGAAAGGGACAGCAGAGGAGCUGCCGUUUCCGGAUGGUUCUGUGGACCUACUGACUGCAGCCUCAGCAGCCCAUUGGUUUGAUCAGCAGCGGUUCCUCUUGGAGGCAGGCCGGGUCCUGAAGCCUUGCGGCUGCAUGGCUCUGCUUGGCUUUGCUGAUAACUUCAGACUCCAUUACUGCUCAUGUGGGGACAGACUCACUGACAUCUGUGAUGAGUUCAAGAAGGUGCUGUUACCAUACACCAGCACACAGGUAGCAGUGUCCAACACCAAACUAAGGGAGCUUUAUGCUGCUAUCCCCUUCCCUGACAAAGAGAGGAUUGAGUGUAUCCCACUGAAGCAGCAGAUCUCAGUGAGGAACAUAGUGGGCUUCAUGGAGUCCUUCUCCACGUACCAGGCCUUCCAGAGGGCCGAGCCUGAUGCUGCCACCGCACUGCUGCAGAGAACACUCGACAGGUUUCUGAAGGAGAUGGGAGUCACAUCACCAGACACACUCAUUGAAGUGACGCUGGAGUAUUUCUGUGUCCUGGCGUCUAAACCAGAGUGAACACUCUUUAUAGUGUGAAUGUGUUUGUGUGGAGACAGAUGUGUCUUUAGCUUGUGUCAAUCAUGUUUAAGCUGUUGUUAAUAGAAGUAGUAGUAUUCUGUUCACAUAAGAUGUCAUUGAAGUCCCUUUGGUUUUGUCUCAUUUCUUUUAUACAUUGUAAUGUAGAGUAAACUAUUAGCCUUAGUAAUAUCAUUACCAAAAUGCUUGCCACAUUUAGUAUCUUCCUUGCCUGAGAUUGACAAUAAAAUGUGUCUGCAGACACAAUUGUAAA
Messenger RNA from Salmo salar (Atlantic salmon), 1466 nucleotides. RefSeq names its product putative methyltransferase DDB_G0268948. The record is from RefSeq and is a predicted model, not a curated record. Gene Ontology annotation, molecular function: S-adenosylmethionine-dependent methyltransferase activity. Lineage: Eukaryota; Metazoa; Chordata; Actinopteri; Salmoniformes; Salmonidae.